CAGAGACAUAAUAGCAUUUCUUUCCUCUCACUGCACAUACUCUAUCUCUUCUCUGUAGCUCCUAGCAGACCCCUCCUCCUAUCUUUCUGGUUAGUGGCUUGCAAGAAUGGCUGCUGUGAGCCAGUCUCAGCCCCUGCGCCAGCCCUGCCUCUACCAUUCAUGUUGUAAAGGUAGCAGAACUAUUGCAGUAUAUUGUGUUUGAAUCUUGCUGGGGAUGGGAGUGUGUGCAUGGAUUCCCUUUGUUAAGCUGUAUGUGUCUAAUGAUUUAAUCUGUGUAAUCAUUGGGGUGUUAUCAUAACAAUGCAAAUUUUGGAUAACCUUGUUAAUGUCACAUUGCCAUUGCUAGCUAAUCAAUCAGUGACCAAGGGGUACACUUACAAUGCUUCUUAUUUUUAUAUUGGGUCCGGGGUUAGCAGAUCAGGGGGGGCAUAAGUCACUGACACCUGGGUGCCAGAUUUUUUUAGUGCAAUGUAUGAAUGUAACCAAAUUAUUGUUCUCUUUAAACAUCUCAUUUCACUUCCUUUACACCUGUGCACAUUUUGUGUGCCCCACGAACGUUGCAUUAGAUACAAUGUGCAUACAAUGCGAAUUCGACAGCUGUGACAGCAAAGCAAGAUUUGGUUUCUGUGUACAGUAAAGCUGUACCUCGCAUCUUUAUUGCGAUGCAAAUGGGAAUUUCUCCCUGGCGAAUUUGCAUUGCAUGCGCCGUUCAUACUCAAAUCUAAUGCACCAUCAAAUCUGUGUUCACAUGCACAUUACAUUUACCAGAAAAAAAACAUUUUUCAGCUUCCAGGUUUCAAAAUUUGAGUGCACAUUAGAUUUAAUGGUGCAUUUGAUUAGAGUAAAUAAAGUCUAUUGAUUUACUCACUUUUCUUCUGUUCUUGCACCGCUUUGUGGGUGUUACUCAUCAUCUAACACCCACCUCUAGACCGUCUUUGGCUCCUCCUCCGCUCUGCCUCCAGUCUUCUUUGAUUUGGCCUUCUUUAGGACUAACCUGAACUAGGGCAAACCUAUUCAGUUACACUUUGUUGCUGUAACGUACAACCCAACACGCAGAGUGAAAUCCCACCAGGGGAGAAUAGAGAUAGGAGGAAGAUCCCUUAACCGGUCCUUAGGAUGGCAGGAAUAAAGAAUACACUUUAAGGAAUGUCAGAACAAGCCAAGAUCAAGGGAAGCCAGAAAUACACAAGUACGAGGAACAAACCCGAGUCAAUGGAGCCAGAAAACAGAAUAGUUGAGAGGAAGCCGGGUCAAAACCAGAUAUAUACCACAAAGGAUAUAGGAACGUGCUAUAAGGACACUAGUGACAAAGGAACACUAGGUACCACAACAUGGCACUGUGCUUUGGGCAGAAUGGGCUUUUAUAUGGUUGGGGGGGGGAGGGUGGUUAGCAUCGCCAGGCUCCCAAAAGGUACGUUUGUGCUGAGCUCUUUUGCAUAGAGCUCUUCCGAUGCGUGCGCCGCAUCAUAAAAAGGAGCGGGCUCACAGCGGCUGGCAGCCCUGAGGCUGAGUGGAAUCACUAUCUAGACCCCCUGGUUUGGCUGAGAUUGCCAAGGAGGCGGGCCAGGGGCAGAGCCAAACUCCGACCUGGCCAAUCAGCAUAUCUUCAUAGAGAUGCAUUGAAUCACUGCAUCUCUAUGAGGAAAGUUCGGUGUUUGCAUGCAAAGGGUGGAGACACUAAAUGCCAGUGCAGAACUGCCCUAGGAAGCACCUGUAGUAGCCAUCUGUGGAGUGACCAGUAAAGGUGUCCCUAAGCUGUAAUGUAAACACAGCCUUUUCUUUGAAAAUACAGUGUUUACUGCAAAAAGCCUGCAAGGGGUGACUAUACUUAUUAGAACAACUGCAUUAACCUGUAGUCAGAGGCAGCUCUCUAAUUAGGCUAUUUAGGCAGCCGCCUAACGCCUCACGCUGGCUGGGGCCUUGCAGCUGCCUAAAUCGCCUUGGAGCAGACUGACUGGUCGGAUCCUCGGUCCAUGACUGAGGGCCGACACUGGGAGGGGGCCCGGCAGCUUGUCCUUUAUGCCGCCAAGUGCGAAGCCCCUCCGAUUAGUCUGCGCGGGAGAGAGCACUCUGCAACCUCUGGUCUGCAGCUCCGCAGUGUACAGAGAUGCAGACCAUGUGGUAAAGGCCUCAUGAUCGUCAGCCAAUAAUACUCUGAACUGAAAUCGCGAGACGUUGACCACAUGGUUUGCAGCUCUGUACACUGUGGAGCUGCAGACCAGAGUGCUCUCUCCCGAGCAGACUGAAAUCAAUACCACCAGACGACCAUGGAAUUUUACUACUUGAGAAAAGGUAUUUAAGACACUCAGUAACCCCCCUCCAACAUUGUCAUUUCCCUCCAACGCUGUCAUUUCUAACUCAGUCCCCCCCCUCCAACUCUGUCACCUCUCACUCAGUCACCCCCUCCAACACUGUCACCUCUAACUCAGUCACCCCCCUUCAACACUGUCACCUCUCACAAAGUCACCCCCCUCCAACACUGUCAUCUUCAACACUGUAACCGCCAACACUGUCACCCCCUCCAACAUUGUCACCUGUCACUCAGUCCCCCCUCCAACACUGUCACCUCUCACUCAGUCACCCCCUCCAAUACUGUCACCCCCUCCAACACUGUCACCUCUAACUUAGUCACCCCUUCCAACAUUGUCACCUCUAACUCAGCCACCCCCUUCAACAUUGUCACUUCUAACUCAGUCACCACCCUCUAACACUGUCACCUCUCACUAAGUCACCCCCCUCCAACACUGUCACACCCAACACUGUCACCUCCUCCAAAACUGUCACCUCUCACUCAGUCACCCCCCUCCAACACUGUCACCUCCAACACUCUCACCCCCUCUAACACUGUCACCCCCUCCAACACUGUAAUUUCCAACUCAGUCACCCCUCUCCAACACUGUCACCUCUCACUCAGUCAUCCCCUCUAUCACUAUCACCCCCUCCAACACUAUCACCCCCUUCAACACUGUCACCUCACAUUCAGUCACCUCCCUCCAACACCCUUCCAACACUGUCAUCCUCUGCAACACUGUCACCUCUCACUGUCACUCCCUCCAAUACUGUCACCCCCUCCAACACUGUCACCUCUAACUUAGUUACCCCCUCCAACAGAGUCACCUCUCACUCAGUCACCCCCUCCAACACUGUCACCCCACUCCAACACUGUAAUUUCUAACUCAGUCUCCCCCUCAACACUGUCACCUCUCACUCAGUCACCCCCUCCAACACACUAUCACCCCCCUUCAACACUGUCACCUCUCAUUCAGUCACCCCCUCCAACACUAUCACCCCCUCUAACACUGUCACCUCUCACUCAGUCCCCCCUCCAACACUCUCACUCAGUCCCCCUCCAGCACUGUCACCUCUCACUCCAGUCACCCCCCAACACUGUCACCCCCUUCAAACACUGUCACUUCUUACUCAGUCCCCCCCUCCAACACUGUCACCUCUCACUGUCACCCCCUCCAACAUUGUCAUCUCCCUCCAAAAUGUCAUCUCUAACUCAGUCACCCUCCUCCAACACUGUCACCCCCUCACACACUGUCACCUUUCACACGCUCAGCCAGCCCCCUCACACACUGUCACCUCUCACACACUCAGUCACCCCCCUCACACACAGUCUGCCAGCCCCCUCACACAUUGUCACCUUUCACACACUCAGCCAGCCCCCUCACACACUGUCACCUCUCACACACUCAGCCAGCCCUCUUACACACACUGUCACCUCUCACACACUCAGCCAGCCCCCUCACACACUGUCACCUCUCACACGCUCAGCCAGCCCCCUCACAUACACUGUCACCUCUCAUACACUGUCAGCCCCCCAACUCCUCCUAAUCCUGUCACUCUCAUCCCUCCAACCAUACCAAACUCACCAUCCCUCACCCUGCCACACUCACAAUAUCACAUUACUAAAUUCACCUGCCCUUACUCUGCCCAUAUCACAUUUAAUCACCCAAUCCUGUCACACUCUCUUUUCUCGCACUGUUACACUCAUCCUCUAUCACUCUACCAAGUCAACCCCUUCACCCUGUUCCACUCAUUCUAUCACAUGAACCCCUCCAAACCUGUCCUUCAACCACACUCACCCUGUCACAUUAGCGACAUAAUCCCAUUACACUCUCUCCUCCACCCAUGCCACAUUCACCCCUACCCUGUGAUAUUAACCCUCUCAACCAUGCCACACUCACCCUGUCAGAUUAACUCCCUAAUCCUGUCACACUCAUCCCCCCAACCAUACCACACUCACCCUGUCACAUUAAUCCCCCUAAUAGUGUCACACUUAUCUCCACUCAUCCUGUCAUACUCUCUCCUCCAACCAUGUCAAAGUCACCCCCACCUUGUCUUUCUCUCUCUCCCUCAUUCUGUCACACUAACCUCCCCACACUGUCUUAUUCACCUCCUUUGCCCUUUUACACUCAUCCUGCCACAGUUACCUUGUUACUCACCCUGUCACAGUCAUCAGCUAAAGACAUUCAUCAUACAUACACACAGUCAUGAUACCUAGCUUUGCCAUAAACACAAUGCACAAAGACCACAGGCAGCCCCCCAUACAAACAACACACUACAAGCAGCUACCCCUCACACAUACAAUCCCAGAAAAAAACACACAUAUACAUACAUUCACACCCAAUGAUACUCUGUCAGACACACACUCUCAGGCACAUACACAGGUAGACAAUGCCAUGCAUACUCAUAGAUACACAUGCCAGAUACACAUUGUGACUGUAUGUUUAUAUUUGUUAAUGUGUGUGUCUCUGUGCAUCAGUGUGUUUGCAUGCAUGUGCAUGUAUUAGAGUGUGUAUAUGUGUGCAUGUAUUAGCGUGUUUGUAUCUAUGGCUGCAAUGUGAGGAUGGUAUUGACAAUGCAAAGAUAAAGUGGCAGCAUAUAUAAUAUACGUACAUAUACAAUACAGGAGGAGGGACAACACAUUUAUAUACUAUAAAGCCAUGGGUGCCCAAAAGGUAGAUCCCCAGAGGUUUUAGAACUAGAGAUUCCAUUAUGCUUUGUCAUUCUAAAGGCAUGCAAAGCAUCAAGGGAGUUGUAGUGCUAUAACAUCUGGGGAUCUAUAUCUAUGCAAACAUAUCCAAUUAUGUAUAAACAAUUUGCAUAAUUGCAAAUUUAAUUUGUUUAUUGCAAAGUAUACCAUAACUACAGUCAGAGAGCUUACAAUACAGUUGCACAGGGAGCCACUGCAAUGAUCUGAUCAAUUAAUACAGAGUCAAUCUCUCUGUUUCUAGCUCUUUAAAGGACCACUAUAGGCUUUAAUGAAGUGGUCUGGGUGCCAGGUCCAGCUAGCCUAGGGCCAGGUCCAGCCUGGGUGCCAGGUCCAGCUAGCCUAUCACUUUUUUCUAUAAACAUAGCAGUUUCAGAGGAACUGCUAUAUUUACCUAUGGGUUAAUCCAGCCUCUAGUGGCUGUCUCAUUGACAGCUGCUAGAGGCGCUUCCGCGCUUCUCACUGUAAUUUUUACAGUGAGAAGACGCCAGCGUCCAUAGGAAAGCAUUGUGAAUGCUUUCCUAUGGACUGGGUGAAUGCGCGUGCGGCUCCUGCCUCGCAUGCGCAUUCAGCCGAAGAGAAGGAGAGGAGGAGGAGAGCUCCCCGCCCGGUGCCGGAGAAAGAGGUACGUUUUUACCCCUUCCUCCCCCUAGAGCCCGGCGGGAGGGGGACCCUGAGGGUGGGGGCACCCUCAGGGCACUAUAGUGCCAGGAAAACGGGUAUGUUUUCCUUGCACUAUACUGGUCCUUUAAGCUCAUCCUUCAAUAUAAGUACAGCUUCUUAUACACACACAAUGCAACACCUAUGUUUUCACCUUGGGUGUUAGUGGGGCCGCAUGUUUGAGUUUCGCCUAAGGCCUCACAAAGUCUAGAGCCGCCACUGGCUCUGGUUGUUCUGGUGAUUAUAGUUUCCCUUUAACUGACACUACCAUUGACUGCAAAUCAAUGGAAUAGUGAUAGAGUUGUUAUGCUACUUUGUUCUUCUGACUUUUUAAUUAUUCAUGAAGAUACAAUCUUUAUUUAGAAACUUCCUGUGUAAAGUGUUUUGCAAUUUUACUUUAUUACCAGCUCUCAAAAAGAUAUACUGAAGGCAAGGCAGUGACUGCUUUAUCUUGUGCAUAGAAGUGGCAAAACCAGAAUACAGUUUAAUUCCACCUGAUUUGAUUCCCUUUUUCUAUUAACUCUUGAAUCACACACCUCUAUCUAUAUACUACAGCGAGCUGUAGUGGUUAUGACACUUGGAGUGACACUUUAAACUUCAUUGUAUUUACAAUUCGUGACAAGUUUAAAACAAUUCAGGACAACAUAGGGGUAACAUUUUUCUGGAAAUUUACUAUGCUCUGAAAUUUGCAAAACCACCUCAAAAAAGGUGUAAAUGAGCUCUGACCUGGAUCCCGUACAAAUCUAUCCGAAAUGGCCCUGAUUAACUAGCCAAGCUGGAAAAAUGACUGAACUGGACAUAUAUAUGAAUUUUGCUAUUUUGGCCAAAUGUUUGCAAUUCCAUACUCAUACCGUGGCUAUUAAUUGAUUAAUGAAUAACUCUGGUAAAUAUCUCAACCAGUAAUAUCACUUAUUAACUGGUGAUACAUUUUUAGUGACCAUCAACUUGAAGAAACCUUUGCAACCAAUCCAAAUGAACAGACAGCAGGUGGCGCUAGAGAUGUUUUCACUUUGUUCACAACUGGAUAUUCUCAUUAAAGGGGAGGUGAUACAUGUGAGUACUUCUACAAUGUGUAUAAAGGAAUAUUUUAAGGAAUAUUACUGUAUAUUAUACCUUAUCUUUCAUGUGUAAUAAGACUGAUGCACCUCAUGAGUGCUUGUUAAAGGAACACUUCCAUCACCAUAAAUACAUUUAUUUAAAUUGCUAUAAGGACAGGGGUGUCCAGAUGCCCUUCUGCCUCUUGGCUUUCUUGUUGCUGGACUGCUGUGUAAGAAAGAUAUACCAGGCUAGCCAGUGAGACCCUGAUAGGAUUCACUGACACACUCAGCCUAUCACUGGUAGCCUGGCUAAAUCUUCCUAUACUUUAGCACAGAGAGCAAGGAUGCUCCCAAAUUUGGGAUAACUCAUUGGGAAAUGGUUUAACACCUGAAGGUAAGACUAUUUGGUUGGAAGUAUUCCUUUAAUUCAUUAUCCCUAUAUCAGUGUGAGAAAGCUUUUUAAAAUGCCUUCCGUAUUUCAGGAAAAGGAAGGUUUACCUAUCACUUAUGGUUGUACAUCAGUGGCUAAUUUUGACACCAUACAUUGUUUCUAAACUACAUUUCCCAUGAUGCUCAGCUAGCUUUUAGAGUCUAAAAGCUAGCUGAGCAUCAUGGGAAAUGUAGUCCAGAAACGAUUUAUGGUGUCAAGGUUAGCCAUCACUGUUGUACAUAGACCAUAACCUAUUGGGAAAAGCUAGGGCCGUUUGAUAGUUGCAUAACAUUACAAGGUACGUCAACCUGUAACUCACUUAAACUAGUUAUGGUUCAAUUUAAAGGAACACGCUAAAAAAGAUAAGUAACAUAUACAGUAUCUCCCAAAAAUGAGUACAUGCCUCACAUUUUUGUAAAUAUCUUUUCAUGUGACAACACUGAAGAAAUUACACUCUGCUACAAUGUAAAGGAGUAAGUGUACAGCCUGUAUAACAGUGUAAGUUUGCUGUCCCCUCAAAAUUACUCAACACACAGCCAUUUAUGACUAAACCGUUGGCAACAAAAGCGAGUACACUCCUAAGUUGAAAUGUCCAAAUUGGACCCAAAGUGUCAAUAUUUUGUGUGGCCACCAUUAUUUUCCAGCACUGCCUUAACCCACCAGAGCUUCACAGGUUGCCACUGGAUUCCUCUUCCACUCCUCCAUGACGACAUCAUGGAGCUGGUGGAUGUUAGAGACCUUGCGCUCCCCCACCUUCCAUUUAAGGAUUGUGCACAGAUGCUCAAUAGGGUUCAGGUCUGGAGACAUGCUUGGCCAGUCCAGCAUCUUUAGCAAGGCCGUGGUAGUCUUGGAGGUGUGUUUGGGGUCGUUAUCAUGUUGGAAUACUGCCUUGCAGCCCAGUCUCCAAAGGGAGGGGAUCAUGCUCUGCUUCCGUAUGUCACAGUAGAUGUUGGCAUUCAUGGUUCCCUCAAUGAACUGUAGCUCCCCAGUGCUGGCAGCACUCAUGCAGGCCCAGACCAUGACACUCUCACCACCAUGCUUGACUGUAGGCAAGACACACUUGUCCACUUUAGACUCCAUAUGAACUAAAUAAGUUUACUUGUCUUCAGCAAACUGUUUGUCGGCCUUCUUGUGCAUCAUCUUUAGGAGAGGCUUCCUUCUGGCACAACAGCCAUGCAGACCAAUUUGAUGCAGUGUGCGGCUUAUGGUCUAAGCACUGACAAGCUGACCCCCCACCCCUUCAACCUCUGCAGCAAUGCUGGCAGCACUCAUAGGUCUAUUUCCCAAAGACAACCUCUGGAUAUGACGCUGAGCAUGUGCACUCAACUUCCUUGGUCGACCAUGGCAAGGCCUGUUCUGAGUGGAACCUGUCCUGUGAAACCACUGUAUGGUCUUGCCCAUCAUGCUGCAGCUCAGUUUCAAGAUCUUGGCAAUCUUCUUAUAGCCUAUGCCAUAUAUAUGUAGAGCAACAAUUCUUUUUUUCAGAUCCUCAGAGAGUUCUUUGCCAUGUGAUGCCAUUUUGAACUCCCAGUGACCGGUAUGAGAGAGUGUGAGAGCAAUAACAGCAAAUUUAACACACCUGAUCCCCAUUCACACCUGAGACCUUGUAACACUAAUGAGUCACAUGACACCGGGGAGGGAAAAUGGCUAAUUGGGCCCAAUUUGUAUAUUUCCACUUAGGGGUGUACUCGCUUUUGUUGUCAACGGUUUAGACAUUAAUGGCUGUGUGUUGAGUUAUUUUGAGGGGACAGCAAAUUUACACUGUUAUACAGGCUGUACACUUACUAAUUUACAUUGUAGUAGAGUGUCAUUUCUUCAAUGUUGUCACAUGAAAAGAUAUAAUAAAAUAUUUACAAAUAUGUGAGGCGUGUACUCACUUUUGUGAGAUACUGUAUAAGGACAGGUGGUGCAUGCAGCAUUCACUGGGAUGUACCAAUCCAUAUCUUCUGUAUGCCUCUUAAAUAUAUUUCUUAUAUCAAGUAAACUUUUCUUUUAAAAAUCACUUUUCUGCACUAAUGCGUGAAAACAUGAAUGAUACCAGAUUAAGAGGGGGAGGAGUGGAAGGGGUGUUCUAAAAGUUUCUUAUUUUUCCAGAUGGUCCAGUGUAGAAUUUAGUAUUUAUUUAAUCAGGACAAUUGUUAAUUUGUUAAUAUAUUGGUUUUACCCCUUAAGGAUCAAACUUCUGGAAUAAAAGGGAAUCAUGACAUGUCACACAUGUCGUGUCCUUAAGGGGUUAAAAUCACUCUCUAUAUUGGUUUACAUUUCUGUUUGUUAUUCACUCUAUUAUCCCUAGUUACAGGAGCAACUUUCAGAUGAUAUCAGCAUUGGAGAGUCUGAUAUAUUUCACAUGUUUGGUGAGUUUACAGAAAAAUAAUUCUGUUCAUAACAUAUUGGAGUUUAUUAACUAAACCAGACAAAUUGUAGUUAAUUGAAAUCUGAAUUGCAAAAUUAAUGUCAAACUAGCUGAUUUCAUAAAAUUCUCCACCUCAUCUUGGCUUUUUUAUCCUGAAGUUUGCAAUAUGGUUUUUCAGUUCACCAUGAUCUGGUUGUCAGUGGCUAAACCCAGUGAGACAUUAAAUGGGGAUUGCACAUAACAUUAUUUCAUACUUUUCAACUUGUGUCAUAUAAGUCAAGAAUGUCAUGGAAGUCUUGAGAUGAAGUACUAGUGUGGAAAUACAAUGAGAUGGAUGAUGUGAAAGGUAAAUUGCUUGUGAGGAACCAGUGGAGACAGAUGAAGAUGCGGACAUAGUGGUUUGUCAUCACUUUCUCUAAAUAUUAAUGUAACGGAUCACCUGGCACCCCGACUGGGUACCUCCCUUGAUGGAUGCUCCUAGUGGCUUCAGAGGACUCCAAGCACUCCACUUGACACCAUAAGCACUGCAGACCCCAUGAACCGCCACAGCUUGGCUGGGGUCUCGCCAUCUCCUACCCACCCUGAACCUACACCAAGGCUCCAGGUUCCAGUGGGUGAACCUCUCUUUCCCCAGAGAGUGAAGCAGGAACAGGAACAAGCUCUUACAAGAGCUUAGUGAUUAUUCAAGGGAGUAUGAAGAGCAUAGCAAUCCAUUGUAGCAGAUUCCACCAAUAAGAGACAGGACUCUAGAUUGAGGGUGAAGUAGAACUGAAGGUUUAAUGGUACAGCUGCUCUUUUAUACAGUUUUUCCCCACAAGGUUACCGCCCAGGUGGACCUUGUGGGGCACAGGACAUGAAAUUCACAAUCCAAUUAAAACAGAGUUUUACACUUGAACACUCCCAGUUACUGUACACAAACCCUCCCCUCUGCCUGUGAUACAAUUAACAAAGACAAUGGACUAACUCAAUUAACUCUAAGCAGAAAAAACAUAAAUUUUUACAAACCCCAAAAUACAACAUAUCCUUACAUCCCCUAAUAGCCCCGAUCUGGGUGAACAACAUAUCCAAAAAUCAGAUCGGUUCAGGAAUUUCCUGGAAGUCUUAUUUUUGCCCCACCGUGCACAUGGUCCCAUGCCCAAAACAGUUCCAUACACUCAACGUCAAAACACUGCUGGACAAUUUAAGAUGGCCGCCGCCACAUGUUUGAAUCUGUUCCAGUUGAAAGUCCAAGGGGCAGAAACAGUACUUUUGAAAAUGGGUUAUCACAGGGCCCAUGGUCCCAGGGUAGGAGGGUGGCAAGCAGUCCCCUCCAAAAACUCAUGGCAAACUCCCUGAAAAAGGGGAGUUUGUCACAAUUAAUUUGUGUAUUUUGUGCCACUAGAUUUGGCUCUUAAAUAUAGCUGCCAAACCCAUAGACAAAUAAUAAUAAUGGUGGAUGACAAAUCACUACUUUAUUGCAUUGCAUCUAUAGGUCUAUGCUGGAUCUAUUUUGGGGGGAAAUAGAGAAUUGUCUCAGAAAAAAUAGUGCUUAUAUUGUUUAAAUUGUAAAAUUGCAGGCAAAGCCCUUGUUGGUGGAGCGGGUUGGUUUGUCUUUGUGUGUCAGAUUGAUUCUUGUGAUUGUUGUUAUAGAUUUACUGUAAUGUUGGGGCCUUACUUUCGUACUAAGCACGGGUCACAUGCUACAAAUAUAACUAUGGAAACUCCUUGGCUCCACUAUUUUCAUCUGUUAAAGGGACACUACACAUCCUCCUCACAAUGUUAAACAAGUACAGGUCCUAUUGACUUGUGAGGUCUUCUGUCGACAUCUUUACUUACAAACUAUAUACAGGGACGUACAUUUGAUUGAACUACAUAAAUAAAAGAUUUUAAAUAUGUUAUCAUUGUGUAAAAUCUUGUGUACAUUCUUAUGCUAAUAAUGAGAAUAGCAUUAUGUGUGUUGUAUUGGUGGUAAAUAUGUGGCCAAAUGUUGACAAAGUAAAGAUGGAGGGUACAGAAGCUAAGGAAUGAUCAUUUUAAUCUUACUGCUCUAAGCAAUGCAUGCCUUGAAAAUCAUAUCUGUUGUCUAAUUAUUUUUAAUAUGGUUUGUUUAAUUCAUCCAGGAACAGAACUUGUAGAAAGAAUGAAAGAAUGUCUAACCCACUUACCGGAACCAACUCCAUGCUUAGAGGUAAAGGUACAAGAUGUUUCAGAGGUCUUUGUAUUUUCAGAGGUCUAUGUGUCAUUACAUGAUGACUAGGAAAUCCGCUAAUUCUUCUCACAGAGAACCUUUGCGUUCAGUGUUUAUUUAAGAGAAGCACUGGAUUUCUGAUGUGCCCUAUAUCCCUGAAUUAAAAAGAGCAAGGAAAACUCUAAUGUUAAAGUGUUACUUUAUGUUGCUGAACUGAAAACUGUAUUCCAACAUGCAGAUGAAAAUAGCCAAGCUCUCACUGUAGCCACGUUUGAAUGGUUUGAAAUCAUUGCAAUGGUUUGAAAUCAUUGCUUUUUGCUUAAAUUCCACAAUUCAAUUUUUCAUAAAUAAACCCCCUAAAUGGCAUGAUUAGAUUUACUACAAAACAUGGCUUGUACCACCAACAAAUAAACACUAAUCCAAUCAUCUAAAGGGUUUCUUCAAGUACCAUGACAACAUCAGUGAUUUGAAGUGGUCAUGGUGCUUGGAGUCUGUAUGUCUAGCUUUUCAGAAAUCGCUGACCGAGGUGUAACUCAACAUCUGGCAGCAUCAUUAGACACUCUUGUUCCAGGCUGACUAAUGCCAAUUCUGUACGUAUUUCUUACACUGAGGUUCAUUCAUUGGAUGAGAACAGUCAGUUGGUGCUCUCAGCCAAUGAAUUCCUAAUGGGCUCUGCAUCGGGCUUUUGCAGCUCCGCAGAAGCAAAAUGUGCGUCACCCAGCAUGUUAGGAAGCUUGGCGCCCUGUGGGACACAGGUAAGAGGGCAAACCAGUUUGCCUCAUUACUGGGGGACAUUGCCAGGGUACUUCUGGCAUCAUAAACACUACAAUGGGCUGUAGUAGUUAUGAUGUAUGGAGUAACCCUUUAAAAAAACAUACAAACAAACAAUUACCCAUCAAAGUAAUUUAGGUGUGAUAUUUGGAAUAGAAAUCUUAAAUAAUUUUCAUGUCAGCAAAUUUUCUAUUUUUACAGGAUUAUUUAGAUACUUCUGGAUUAUCUGUUCUGUUUCCAAGAGUGGAGAUAUAUAUCAUUCAUGAAAGACCAGUUGACAUGUUAGAAAGGCCUCCAGUGGACGGUAAGAUGGGCUAAUAACCGUAAUUUACUUAGCAUAUCGAAGGUAACACAGGAGUGCACCAUACGAGUCAAUGGUAGAACAGAAAUGAACACAGUAAUGCACACAUUAGUUUAUUAAGUAUGAAGCUGUUCCAUUAGCAGUUCUGUGAAAUAUGUUUAAAUUUAAUUUAAAAGAAAGUCAUAGACUUCUUGAAUAAAGAAUUUCAGCCCAGUUGAGCUUCUUUUGUUAAUUUGUGGCUGCCAGAAAACAGUUGAAUGCCUAUUAUACCUCUGUAUGACCCAAUUAUGGAACUGUCAUUUAAUGAAAUGUUUUCUAUGCCAUUUUCAUAUUAGUUUUCCAUGGGCAGUCAAUCUACUUAUACAUCGUCAUUAUUAGCAAUGAGUACUGGGCAAUAGUUUUUACUUCUAGUGAAUACAAAUUAAAGCAUAAGGCAUAUACUGGGAAUAAGAUCUAAUAUUCUAAUGGCAUUUUUAUUUGUUUCAGAAUACUACGUUCACAUUGGAAAACUUAACCAGCUGUUGGUUUUAAGCCAACAGUUGGAAGAUGAUGUCUGUCACUUGGGAAGCCAUAAAUAUGUAGCUCACCAGUUGUCAGUGCUGUAUGUAAGUGUAUAUCGGCUCUUCAUAUGACAUGCUUCUGCAUUAUCCAUCUGUGAAAACAGAUUAGAGGAUAUUAUAAAACAACAUAUUGAAUUACUGCUGGAAAGAAGAUAGAAGUUGAAUUGUUAUUGACAUUAUUUGGGCAGUGCAGGCUGUUAUAUGUCAAGGGGGUUAUUGAUAGUGAAAUUGCUGGGUAAAGUGUUAAAGUAAAGUAAUCACACAGAAUCCAAUGAGAUGUUCUUGCUAUGUUUCUGCGACAGAUUUGCUCUUAUAUAUUUGCCAUGGGCUGUUCAGGGUAGCAAUCCAAGUUUAUAAUGUCUUGAUUUACCAUUGUGUAGUACGUAUCCCAAUUCUCUGUUUUGUGCCUUCCUGUCUAAAUUAAGUUAGGGUAGAGUAACAACAGUGACUAAAUGUUGAUAUAUAAUUCCAAUGAAACGCAUCCAGAUUAAUAGGCCUUGAUAACAGAUUAAACAUAUAUGACAGUCUUUGAGAAAGGAUCUUUAAAAUCACAAGCUAAGCACUCUCAUUGUUUUUCACCCUUUUAGGCUAAGCAUCAGCCUUGAUUGAAGUCACAAAGUUUUAAUAUAUAUCAAAGCACAGAAACUGUUGUCCUUUUUUUUUAAUCUCUUUGGAGUUUUUAAUCUUUCAUCGAUACAGUUCAGCAUGUAAAAAUCAUUUUUUGUCAAUCUUAUUUUGAAAUCUUGAUUGAAGAUCUUCUUUCUUCAGUAUUCCUUAGUCCCAAAAAAGGACAAAUUAAAACACAAUUUCCCGAUAAAACCAUAUAAACAAAAAAGUAAUUGGUUUGCAAAAUUUUGAUGAAAAAUAAAAAAAUGCAACACAUAAAAGAUAUGCAUGUACCCUUUAAUACGUACAUUGUAAUGCUAAUUUUUGUACAUUCUCUGCACAGGAUGCUAUCUUAAUGCUGUAACAUGGCUGUGUUUUUACAUCAAUAUCUUCCUGUAUUAUACAGUGACAUAUCGAUAAACUUCAAUUUACUAUAUAUAUAUAUAAAGUCAAAAGGACAGAACUGUCCUGUCCUGAUGAAAGCUUGAGGGAAUCAAGCUGAAACGUUGGCAGUUUUAUCUUUAAGGUAAUAAAAGUUAAAUUUCAAAUAAGUCCUUGGAGUGCUAUCCUUUUGAAUCUAUUUUUGUAUUUUUGGCUGGACAAGCACCGGGCAUUGCAGUGGUUUUGGUGGAGUGCAAGAUUUUUCCAUUUAUAUAUAUAUAUAUAUAUAUAUAUACUUGUGAGCCAUUUGACAGCUUUGCACAGUCCCAAAGCAAUGAAUGUUUAGAAACGUAACUGUGAUUGGUUGGUUUGGAGGCAACCAACUGUAGUACACAAUAUUCAAGUCUCACUUCUCACAAACCUCGACAGCAGCAGACUUUCCUGACAAACCUCUGUGAUUGGUUGGUCAAGCCACAGCUCAUUACUUUGAGCAACAACUAAUUACUGCACUUGAGAAAACAGCCAGGGAUGGAAAGAGUUUGCACUGUAUAAUGUGAACUAUAUGUGCAAGAGUUAGUUAUUCUAUUUUAAUGACAUAAAGCCAACACAUUUAGAAUAUUAUAUAAUCAUCAUGUUUCUGUUUAUUUUAGAAGGUUCUUAGUUACUUCAGUGGAUGUUUGUCUUUAGACAUCCUGAAGAGAGAAAUUGAAGCUAAUUUUAAGUCAGUGAAGUCUGCAGUUGCUACCAAUGAAGGAUCCAGGCAAGAGCCUCUCUUACCCACUCAUCUAUUAACAUGGUAAGACUCUACUAGAUUGUAAACUGGAUUGUGCAGUGCCUUCAUCAUCUCAUUUCUCUGUCAAUGUUAUUUUAUAUGAUAAUCACUUGCUGACAAAUAUCUCCAUUCUAUAAAUGUAGAUCUUUAUAAUUUAUUAUUUUUAAUUCUUAAUAAUAAUAUAUUAAGUGAGUACUUCAAGUACACUGCAGGAAAUGUAUAUGAACUAUUAUAUUAUGAAUGGAUCACAUAUGAAAUAUACCUGGUACUUUUACUAAAAUAAUUAACAAAUCACAAAUACACCUUCCACAGUUCAUUUUUUAUUUGCCAUACACCAUGACCUUUUCAAUUUUUUAUUAAAGAACUAUAUUUUUCCUUUUCAGGUUGUUGGAUUUAACACAAACGAUUAUUACAACUGUAUCCACAUUUCCAGAGGAACUAAUUGGAGAAAUAAUGCCAGUGGUAGAAUUUUCCAUGAUGUUAUAAUCAUUGUUUUAUUGUCACAACACCCUCUGUUUUCUUUACAAAGACCGAUAUUUCCCUUUAUUCAAUGUAAUAUAGAUUUACACCAUUUAAUUAUUUAUUUCUAUUUAUUUUGAUACUUUAAUGCCUUGUGGAGCUACCUCAUAAAUACUUCUAGCGGCGGUUAUAAUGUUGUACUCCUUUUUUGCUUUUAUAAUGUAUUUGUGCUUCCAUCACAUUGAUUAAACAUAAUAUAUGCACUAUUUAUUAUUAUUAUUAUUAUAGCCAUUUAUAUAGCGCCAACAGAUUUCAUAUCGCUUUACAAUAUUAUAAGAGGGGGGAUUUAACUAUAAAUAGGACAAGUACAAGAAAACUUACAGGAACGAUAGGUUAAAGAGGACCCUGCUCAAAAGAGCUUACAGUCUAUAGGAGGUGGGGUGUAAAACACAAUAGGAUAGGAAAUAACAAUCAAAUAAGGUGGGAGUGAAGCAGAGCUGGAGGAGAGAGUAGAGUGCUGCCCUUUAAGAGAGAGCAAGAGACAGGUAUGUGAGGUAGAGGUUACUCUGGGAGGCCAUAAGCUUUCCUAAAGAGAUGGGUUUUAAGGCACUUCUUAAACAAUUGAAGACUAUGGGAAGAGUCUGAUGGCGAUAGGCAGGCUAUUCCGUAGGAAGGGAGCCACCCGCGAGAAGUCCUGUAAGCGUGGGUUGGUUGUACAGGUGCUAGUAGUGGACAGGAGAAGGCAGAGCGGAGAGGCCGAGAAGGGGCAUGCAGUGUUACUACAAUGCCCCCUUUUAAAUGAUACUUAAUGCAACUUUAUCACAGAAAAACAUAAUAAAAUAUACCGCUUUAUGUACAUAUUUCCCAGUACACUACACAAUGAUAACGGAAAAGAUAAUACAAAAGGCAAAUAUAGAUAACAUGUAUGUUAUUAUAAGAACAUGAAAUUAAAGUUCCAGUUGAAAAAUUAAAAUUCCCUCCAUAUUUCCCAAUGUUUAACAUGUUUACAUGCUCCACUGGAUCAAAAU
This is a messenger RNA of Pelobates cultripes (western spadefoot toad), 16521 nucleotides long. The record is from the annotation of a GenBank genome assembly. NCBI's taxonomy places the organism in Eukaryota, Metazoa, Chordata, Amphibia, Anura, Pelobatidae.